GAGACGUUUGGGAAAAAAAAUAAUGGCGGGGGAAAGUGGAACCAUUUGUUAGUGAAAGGGUCGUGUCCCUUUUGGAGGUGUUAAUUCUGGUAAGACUUUAAUAUGAUUUUUCUUUGUACAGCUGUGAAUCUUUUGCAUCGAGAUUAAACCACGGAAGGAUGAGCUUGAUUCCUUGCACACGACAGGAGAUUUCGGUGUAAAUUACCAGGUCGUGCAUUUGGAGCAACAUACAGUAGUAAGAGACGGGGGUCCUUCUCAUAAUGCUUUCUUCUUUCGUGCGAGGAAUUCAGUGUAGCGAUAAGCUGUUGGGAUCCACCGGGAAUUGGCCGAUCAUACCCCAUCGGAAAGUACUUCAAAGGACUUGGGCGCGCCUAACGCUCGGGAAAGGAUCCAUCCACAGCGAGGGCGCCCCUGCCUUGCGCCCUGGGAUAGCAUGUGGGCGAAUACAAAAGCGAAACCUCUGGAUCCAGACGGGGGCUCUCAGCGCAGGGAAGCCUGAAAGCAGCGCGCAGGUGUCUGUGCAAAGAAGCCAGAAAGGAGGGGCAUCUCUGUCACCCGCUCAGAAAGUGAAAGAAGCUGGAAGAGAUUUCACCUACCUAAUAGUGGUGGUGGUUGGGAUCGGCGUCACAGGUGGUUUAUUCUAUGUGAUUUUCAAGGAACUGUUCUCUUCUUCCAGCCCCAGUAAGAUUUAUGGAGAUGCCUUGGAGAAAUGCAGAGCUCACCCUGAGGUAAUAGGGUUUUUUGGAGAACCCAUCAAAGGUUAUGGUGAAGCAACUCGUCGUGGGAGAAGACAACUGGUCAGCCACAUUGAGUACAUAAAAGAUGGGCUGAAAUACAUGCGCCUGAAGUUCUAUAUUGAGGGCUCAGAAAAAGGAAAACAAGGGACGGUUCAUCUAGAAGUGAAAGAGAAUCCUGACAGUGGAAAAUAUGAAUAUCGUUAUAUAUUUGUGGAUAUUGAUGUCUAUCCCCGAAGAACCAUAAUAAUCGAAGAUAAUAGAUAACAAAAUGAUUAGAAUAACCUUAUUAUACUUGUUCAUGGAACUGCAGUUUGCAAAAAUGGAAUAAAUGCAGGAAGAGUUCACAGAAGGGUCACUUUGCAUCCUUAUAAAAUGUUGCUAAUGCAUGUGGGCUAUAAUUCUGUUGGAUAAAUAUUGGAAAUAGGGAGUCAUGGUUUUAAUAGAAAACACAACAGUGUUGAUGCAUGUAGUAUAAGUUGGUAGCAAUGUGACCCAGCAAUUCAUCAAAUAUUUUUGAUGGUGAAUCCAUAUGUGUGUGUGUGUGUGUGUGUGUGUGUGUGUAUGCACGUGCACAUACACACUUUUUUAGAAUUUCAAGAUGAAUUUUUCUGUUAGAAACUGGAUUUUGUAUCAAUCAUGCAAUAAAGAAAACAUAAAAUGAA
Molecule: messenger RNA, 1399 nt
Organism: Pogona vitticeps (central bearded dragon)
Lineage: Eukaryota; Metazoa; Chordata; Lepidosauria; Squamata; Agamidae
Gene: TIMM21
Product: translocase of inner mitochondrial membrane 21
Biological process (GO): protein import into mitochondrial matrix
Cellular component (GO): TIM23 mitochondrial import inner membrane translocase complex
Source: RefSeq, a predicted model, not a curated record